GGAGCCGGGCGGCCGCCCCCGCCGGAGAAGCUGACGGUCCGGCGGCAGGCGGAGGGCGUCCGAAACAUUAUCUUGAACAACCCGAGGAAAAGAAACGCCCUGUCCCUCUCCAUGCUGCAGUCCCUCCGGGAGGACCUGCUGCACGACGUCAAGAGCAAAGACCUGCGAGUUAUUAUCAUUUCAGCUGAAGGACCUGUAUUUUGUUCCGGCCAUGAUUUAAAGGAACUGUCAAGUGAGGAUGAUGUGAAGCAUCAUUCCCAAGUAUUUGAAAUAUGUGCAGAGGUUAUGACUUUAAUCCAGAAACUUCCCGUACCAGUGAUUGCCAAAGUAAAUGGCUUGGCUACAGCAGCAGGCUGUCAGCUUGUGGCAAGCUGUGACAUUGCAGUGGCAAGUGAGAAAUCUCAAUUUGCUACUCCUGGAGUAAACAUCGGACUGUUUUGCUCCACACCGGCUGUGGCCUUGGGCAGAUCUCUUCCAAGAAAGGUGGCAUUAGAGAUGCUUUUCACGGGUGAACCUCUUUCUGCCCAAGAAGCGUUAAUGCACGGGCUUGUCAGCAAGGUGGUACCAGAAGACAAGCUGGAAGAAGAGACCAUGAAAAUCUCUCACAAGAUAUGUGAAAGCAGCAAAUCCAUCUUGGCAUUGGGGAAAGCCACCUUUUACAGACAGAUGACACAGGACCUUGACACCGCUUACAAAAUGACUACUCAGGUCAUGGUGGACAAUUUGACUUUGAGAGAUGGGCAGGAAGGUAUUGAAGCCUUUAUUCAGAAACGUAAGCCUGUCUGGUCACACUCUCAGGAUCAGAAGAAAUGAAUCCUGUUUCUAAGCUAACCUUAGCUGUGCUUUAUGAUUCUUCACGCACUUGCCUUUGGAAACUACAUUUUUGUUCUUACUGAAAGUUAAAUUUCUCUUCUUACAUAUGCCAAAGACACAAUAAAUUCAUUCUAAGUAUAUAAUAAAUUUAAGAAAAAUCAA
Messenger RNA from Gavia stellata (red-throated loon), 975 nucleotides. It is a transcript of the gene ECHDC3, whose product is annotated as enoyl-CoA hydratase domain containing 3. Gene Ontology annotation, cellular component: mitochondrion. Lineage: Eukaryota; Metazoa; Chordata; Aves; Gaviiformes; Gaviidae. The record is from RefSeq and is a predicted model, not a curated record. The transcript is spliced from 5 exons. Gene Ontology annotation, molecular function: hydro-lyase activity. Bases 112 to 813 code for a protein of 233 amino acids.